UGACGGGACUUUGCUGCAAACGGCUCUUGGUCAUCUCUACAGAGAAGUCAAGCUGGAGCAGGAUGGAGAAGCUGCUCUACACAGUGCUUGGAAGCCAGCUGAGAACGUCGGGAUGUCCUCGGAAAGAGGAAUAAUUCAGGACUUGGAAGACUUUUCCAAACAAGCUGAGCCAAAGAGAUUUCAGGGAAAUGAAAUUGAAGAGCAAAGGAGUAAUUCCUUCAUCUCCCAGGCUGGAGAACUUUACGAAAUGGCCAUCCAGCAAGCCAUUCACAGAGAGAAGAAAAAGACUAAGAAGUUUGGGGAGAGUUUGUUUCGAGACAAGCCGCUUAUGAAUCGGCAUCCACGAACUCAUCCGGGAGAGAGACUCUAUGAAUGCUCAGACUGCGGGAAAGCGUUCGUUUCCAAGUCCGGCUAUGUCGUGCAUUCAAGGAUCCACAGCGGGGAGAAGCCCUACGAAUGCUCGCACUGCGGCAAGAGCUUUCGCCAAAGCUCACAGCUCAACAGCCACAGCAGGAUCCACACAGGAGAGAAACCGUUCAAGUGCUUGGACUGUGGGAAGGGCUUUGGCCGGAGCUCCAACCUCAUUUCGCACCAGAGAAUCCACACGGGGGAGAAACCGUACGCCUGCUCGGCCUGCAACAAGCGCUUUUGCGACAAGUCUAGCCUGGUGAGGCACGAGAGGCUGCACACGGGAGAUAACCCCUACAAAUGCACCAUGUGUGGGAAAAGCUUCAGCCAGAGCCAUCACCUUAUUACCCACCAGAGAAGCCACACUGGUGAGAAACCGUACCGGUGUUUGCACUGCAGCAAGAGCUUCUGCGAUAAGUCAACCUACAUUCGGCAUCAGAAGAACCACACGGGGGAGAAGCCAUACAAAUGCCCCGACUGUGGAGAGUGUUUCAGCCGGAGCAAGCACUUCAUCAGGCAUCAGAACAUUCACUCUGCCCGGGAGCUGUACCCUUGUCUGGACUGCGGCGAGAGUUUUUGCCGUAAAUCGAGCCUGAAGACGCACCAGAGAAUCCACACUGGCGAGAAACCCUUCGAAUGCGCCGACUGCGGGAAGAAGUUUAAUCGCAGCACGAACCUGAUCAGCCAUCAGAGAAUCCACACAGGAGAGAAACCGUAUGCAUGCGCGGAAUGCGGGAAGAGGUUCAAUCGUCGAGCGCAUCUGAUGGGCCACCAGAGAGUCCAUGCACAGAACAGAGAAAACCCUUACAUUGGCAGAGGGGCGCAUGGGGCCUAUGAAAUCAUGGCUUCGUCUGUGAAGGUGAAGGAAGAGACUAUUCAUGAGGAAAACACUGUCAGCUUGGAGAUGCGGUGCUGGCACCAGGGGGCUGAAGAAGCCCAAGAGAUGCCAGAAUAUAAUUUUUCUAAGGCGAAGGAGAAUUCGUCAGGCAUGGUGAAGAUGCAGGCGGUCAAAAAGGAGGGUCGCCUGGAGGCCAUCUUGCUGGAUGGUAACCAAGGGUGGGAGAGUGAAGAGGAGUCCUUCCCACCAGAAAGACAAAAGCAAGCUGAUACAAGCAGAAUGUCUUUGGAAGAGAUGCCUGGGAAUCAACAGGGGGCCGAACAUUGCCAGGAAAAUGAUCCGUGGGCGAUAGAAGUGCACCCCUUUUUACACAAUGUACACAAAAGCAAUUUCCAAAAGGGAAUCUUGAGGCCUGAGGGAAAACGGAUGGGCUCAGAGUAUGGAAGGACCUUUUAUCAAUGCCGGGACCUUCCUCAGAAUCAGAACAUGCAAAAAGGGGGUAAUCUAUACACGUGCACAUACUGUGGGAAAAUAGCCAACAGGAGAGCAGACCUUAUUGUACACGAGAGAACUCAUACCGGAGAGAAACCGUACAAAUGCUUCGAGUGCGGGAAGAGUUUCAACACUACCUCUUACCUCACAAAACAUAAAAGAAUACACACUGGAGAGAAGCCGUAUCAGUGCUUGGAAUGUGGGCAGGGCUUCUGCCAGAAAGGUAACCUGGUUUCUCAUGUGAGGAUCCACACGGGGGAGAAGCCGUACACCUGCACAGAGUGCGGACAAAGUUUCAGUCAAAGGAAAAUCCUCGAUAAACACCGGAGGAUCCAUACCGGAGAAAAGCCGUACAAGUGUUUAGACUGCGGGCAAAGCUUUAGUCAGACGUCUCAUCUCCUGACGCACCGGAGGACCCACACAGGGGAAAAGCCACACAAAUGCUCCGACUGUGGGAAGAGCUUUAACCAGAAAGGAGACCUCGUCAUACACAAGAGAAGGCACACAGGCCAGAAGCCAUAUGAAUGCUCCGAGUGCGGAAAAAGCUUCAGCACCAGCUAUCAGUUCAUCAACCACAAAAGGUUACACACGGGAGAGAAACCAUACAUGUGCUCAGACUGUGGGCAGAGUUUUAAUUGGAAAUCAAACCUCAUAACGCACCGGAGGAUCCACACAGGUGAGAAACCAUAUGAAUGUUCCAUUUGUCGGAAAAGCUUUAGUGACAAGUCCUCCCUUACGAAACACGUGAGAACUCACACAGGGGAGAAACCGUAUAAGUGCUCCGACUGUGGGCAAAGCUUCAACUUGAAAUCCAACCUUAUUACGCAUCAGAGAACUCAUACCGGAGAGAAGCCAUAUAAAUGCUCCGAGUGUGGCAAAAGCUUGAGUCACAGGUCCUCCCUUACCAAACACAUGAGAACCCACACAGGAGAGAAACCCUAUGAAUGCUUCCAGUGCUCGAACUGCGGGAAAUCCUUUUCCCAGCACUCUAACCUUCUGAGACAUGAGAGAACCCACACGGGAGAGAAACCCUACAAGUGCGCAGAUUGCGAGAAGAGCUUUAACCAAAAGGCCUCUCUUAUCAUCCACAAGAGGACCCAUACGGGAGAGAAGCCGUACGGAUGCUUGGAAUGUGGGAAGAGCUUCAGUACCAGCUCUCAGCUUAUAACACACAAGAGGGUACAUUCGGGCGAGAAGCCCUAUCAGUGCUCGGACUGUGGACAGAGCUUCAGCCGGAGACCGCACCUUGUUGUACACGAGAGGACACACACCGGAGAGAAACCCUAUAAAUGUUCAGACUGUGGGCAAAGCUUCCGGAACAGCUCAGUUUACACAGUUCACAAGAGGACACAUACGGGAGAGAAGCCAUACCAGUGCUCGGACUGUGGCAAAAGUUUUGGUACAAAGGCAUCUCUUUUGAAGCAUCAGGGGACCCAUACAGGUGGGAAGCCGUACGUGUGCUCUGAGUGCGGGAAAUGCUUCACAACCAGCUCCAAUCUUAUAUACCACAACAUAGUGCACACAGGAGAGAAGCCCCAUAAGUGCUCUGAGUGUGGCAAAAGCUUCCACUGGAAGUCGUCCCUUAUCACACACGAGAGGACCCACACAGGAGAAAAGCCCUACAAGUGCCCUGACUGCGGGAAGAGCUUUGGCAACAGCUCCCAGCUUCUCAGACACAAAAGGGUCCAUACGGGUGAGAAACCGUAUCACUGUUCGGAAUGUGGCAGAAGCUUCAAUCAGAUUGCCUCGCUCAUCGCUCACAAAAGGAUCCAUACAGGAGAGAAGCCCUACGAAUGCUCCGAGUGCGGAAAGGGGUUUGGUACCAGGACCAACCUGAUGAUGCACAAGAGGGUACACACGGGAGAGAAGCCGUAUAAGUGCUCCUACUGUGGGCAGAACUUUAGUCAGCGGACCCAUCUUAUCAUCCACGAGAGGACCCACACAGGAGAGAAGCCCUACACAUGCUCUGACUGCGGGAAAAGCUUCAAUGCGAAAGCACCCCUUAUCACCCAUAAGAGGACCCAUACGGGAGAGAACCUGUACCAAUGCACCCAGUGCGGGAAAAGCUUCAGCACAAGCUCUAACCUUCUCAACCACAAUAUAAUCCACACAGGAGAGAAGCCGCACAAAUGCUCGGAUUGUGGCAAGUGUUUCAAUCGGAAGUCGUCCCUCAUUACCCACAAAAGGACACACACAGGCGAGAAGCCGUACGCUUGCUUCGAAUGUGGGAAGCGCUUCAUCUCUAGCUCGGACCUUACAAAGCAUAAGAAGGUACACAGAGGAAAACAUUCGGUCCGUGCCGAAAGCUUCAUGUAUAGCUCUGCGGUUGGGGAGCAACAAACAACACACUCAGGAGGGCAGCCCUAUUAG
Messenger RNA from Euleptes europaea (tarantolino), 4108 nucleotides. RefSeq names its product zinc finger protein 585A-like. The record is from RefSeq and is a predicted model, not a curated record. Gene Ontology annotation, cellular component: nucleus. Gene Ontology annotation, molecular function: DNA-binding transcription activator activity, RNA polymerase II-specific; RNA polymerase II cis-regulatory region sequence-specific DNA binding. The transcript is spliced from 7 exons. The coding region runs from base 113 to 4108 and encodes 1331 amino acids. NCBI's taxonomy places the organism in Eukaryota, Metazoa, Chordata, Lepidosauria, Squamata, Sphaerodactylidae. Gene Ontology annotation, biological process: regulation of transcription by RNA polymerase II.